AUGUUGUCCAUGCAGAAUUCUCCGCUAUUCGCACACCCUGAUUUAACCGGACCGGGCUUGCAGGACGAGGGCUGCUCCGGAGGCCCGAAUAUCCCCGCCGUGCCCGCUGGCUUUUCCGGCAUCAGGGCCAGCAUAUCUAGCACCAGCACCGGCGCGAGUCCCGAUGAUACCUCGACCGAUUCACCAGACUGGCAGCGCGGGUUGGACAGGUCGCCGCCAGCGGAUCUGGAUGCGCCCGUGAAUGUAGUUAGCAGAUCACCCGACGUCUACGACCCCCGCGCGCACGACCAAGACAUGGACGACGGACUGCCCAAGGUGGAGGAGUUGGACGACGAGGACAUCCAGAGCAUCAAGCCGUCCGAGGUGGGGAAUCAACAGAACGCGGGCGCUCCCGCCGCCGUUCCACGGAAACGUGGACGCCCUCGCAAACACCCGCUGCCUGCACCGGGGAACCAGGCCAAGGUCACCAAGGGCCGGUCCAAGACGGGCUGCAUCACCUGUCGCCGCCGCAAGAAGAAAUGCGACGAGACCAAGCCAGCAUGUCUGAACUGCCAGAAGAAUGCCGUGGUCUGUGAAGGUUACCCGCCGAAGGAGAUCUGGAAGAGCGGGAGACAGAAGAUGGCGGACGCCGUCCUCACCCACUCCCUCGCAACCGUCCCGCGCAACCUCCCCCUCCUCAUCGACGGAAUCGAAACCGAUAUCGACCGCCGUUUCCUCGAUCACUUCGUGUACGGCUUCAGCCGCGUCCUGACCCUCAUCAACGAUGAUUCGAACCCGUUCAAAGAGAUCCUUCUCCCGAUGGCGACCCAACACCGGGGGUUGAUGCACUCGCUGAUGUGUUUGUCGGGAUCGCACCUGUCAGGACUCGAUCCGGAACCGAAGUUGAAGGAGCGCAAAUACUACCAUUUCCACCGGGCGAUUCAGGACCUGAAGGACAAUAUCACGGCUUCAUCCGCGCAGGGAGAUGACCAAGAGCAGCAACUCCUGGUCGAGGAUCCGAUCAUCGCUUCGACCAUUGCGCUCAGUCUGAAUACGAUCUGCGAAGGCGAAACGAACGGUGAAUACCGACCGCACAUGGAUGCCGCUCGGUACCUGCUCGUCUCGCAGCAGCCGCGGAACGAAAAGUUUCGCCAGUUUAUCGUCGAGUUCUUCCAGUACCACGAUAUCUCGAACGCUCUCACAUCUUUGGACCGUCGUCCUUCUCUUCUUCCCUCCGGACUGCGGCUGCCUGAUUUCGUACCGGGUGCGCAGGCAGGUAUGUUUCUUGGGGUCUUCGAUGGUCUAUUCAACCAUAUCUCGGAGAUCACUCAGCUGCGGGACCGUAUCCGGCAACGCUUCAACGAGGGAUACGAACCGGCAGUGGACUACCAGACACUGAGUGAGGCAGUCCAGAUCGACACCGCGAUCCGGACCUGGAAAACUUCGCACGAAGAAGAUACCCCGAAUUGGUUGCUGGCUCAACUCUACAGGCAGUCUACAUGGGUCUAUCUCUACCGCACUAUCCGACCCUCGCGGCCUAGCGACAAGAUCGCUCAAGUUGUGGAUGACGGCCUGUCUUAUUUGGACCGCUUGCCGCAGGAUGCGGGUGCAUAUAGCAUUGUCCUGAUGCCGCUGUUCCUUCUGGGUUGCUCAGCAUUUGUGCCGGCGCAGCGCGAGCGUAUCCAGAAAGGAUUCGAGUCUCUUCAGGCCUAUUCGAACCUACGCAACAUCGAACCGGCUUUCAAGGUGGUGACGCGUGUCUGGGAGAUCAUGGACACUCAAAUCGAGGACAGCUGGGAUUGGGAGAAGAUCAUCCGUGACAUGAACAUGGAUUUUCUCAUCACCUGA
Molecule: messenger RNA, 1827 nt
Organism: Penicillium argentinense
Lineage: Eukaryota; Fungi; Ascomycota; Eurotiomycetes; Eurotiales; Aspergillaceae
Product: Zn(II)2Cys6 transcription factor
Exons: 3
Coding region: 1-1827 (608 amino acids)
Biological process (GO): positive regulation of transcription by RNA polymerase II
Cellular component (GO): nucleus
Molecular function (GO): zinc ion binding; transcription cis-regulatory region binding; DNA-binding transcription factor activity, RNA polymerase II-specific
Source: RefSeq, a predicted model, not a curated record